Molecule: messenger RNA, 1427 nt
Organism: Leopardus geoffroyi (Geoffroy's cat)
Lineage: Eukaryota; Metazoa; Chordata; Mammalia; Carnivora; Felidae
Gene: LIPT1
Product: lipoyltransferase 1
Exons: 2
Coding region: 255-1376 (373 amino acids)
Biological process (GO): protein lipoylation
Cellular component (GO): mitochondrion; cytoplasm
Molecular function (GO): lipoyltransferase activity
Source: RefSeq, a predicted model, not a curated record
CUCCCCCACUCGCCCUCUAUCUCAAAAAUAAGCAAACAUUUUUAAAAAAGAAAAGAAACAUUUUACCAGACCUUCAAGGCUGAUCUGUUACUUAACCAUUGAAUAAAAAGAGAUUCACCGGUCCCAAAUGAAUCCAAGCCUCCUCUAGGAGAAAGAGGAUAUCCUGGCUUUAACGGGAUCUCUCCAGAGCCCAGAAGUUGGGAAGGUGGUUUCCACAAGGCACAUUCCAUCAGACAUUGAAACUCUUCUUCAGCAUGCUGAUCCCAUUUUCAAUGAAGAAUUGCUUCCAGUUACUUUGUAACCUCAAGGUCCCAACAGCUGGCUUUAAAAACACAGUAAAAAGUGGGCUUAUUUUACAAUCGAUUUCUAAUGAUGUUUAUCAAAAUCUGGCUGUAGAAGACUGGAUCCAUGACCAUGUGAAUCUAGAGGGCAAGCCGGUUCUUUUCCUUUGGAGAAAUUCUCCCUCUGUUGUAAUAGGUAGACAUCAGAAUCCUUGGCAGGAAUGCAACCUGAAUCUGAUGAGAGAAGAAGGUAUAAAACUGGCUCGGAGAAGAAGUGGAGGAGGAACAGUCUAUCAUGAUAUGGGUAAUAUCAAUUUGACUUUUUUUACAACCAAAAAAAAGUACAAUAGGAUGGAGAAUUUAAAAUUAGUUGUGAGAGCUCUGAAUGCUAUCCAACCCCAGCUGGAUGUGCAGGCCACCAAAAGAUGUGACCUUUUACUUGAUGGACAGUUUAAAAUCUCAGGAACAGCUUCUAAGAUUGGCCGGACUACUGCUUAUCACCAUUGCACUUUAUUAUGUAGUACCAAUAGGACCUUCUUGUCAUCUUUGCUGAAGAGCCCUUACCAAGGGAUCAAGAGCAAUGCCACUGCUAGCAUACCUUCCGUAGUAAAAAAUCUUUUGGAAAAAGAUCCCACUCUGACCUGUGAAGUACUGAUGAAUGCUAUUGCUGCAGAAUAUGCUGCUUACCAUCAAAUUGAUAAUCAUAUUAACCUAAUAAACCCAACGGAUGAGACACUGUUUCCUGGAAUAAAUAAUAAAGCCAAAGAACUACAGACCUGGGAGUGGAUAUAUGGCAAAACUCCAAAGUUUAGUAUAAACACUUCCUUUAAUGUAUUAUAUGGACAGUCAUAUUUGGAAAUUAAAAUAGUCAUAGACAUAAAGAAUGGAAGAAUUGAAAUCUGUAAUAUUGAAGCACCUGAUCAUUGGUUGCCACUGGAAAUACGUGACAAAUUAAAAGCAGGUUUUAUUGGCAGUAAGUUUUGCCCAAUUGAAACUACUAUGCUAACAAGUAUAUUACAUAAAACAUGUCCUAAAGAUGAUGAACUGCACAGUAAAUGGAAUAUUCUCUGUGAAAAAAUUAAGGGAAUAAUGUGAUUCCAAAUAAAUUUCUUAAUGGUUUUAACGAUAAUAAAAUGUUUACUUUGU